Molecule: messenger RNA, 273 nt
Organism: Dovyalis caffra
Lineage: Eukaryota; Viridiplantae; Streptophyta; Magnoliopsida; Malpighiales; Salicaceae
Source: the annotation of a GenBank genome assembly
AUGGAGUAUCUAAAACGAGAUGUGAAGGCACUUAGGGCUACAACCAUACAAACUGCGAAGUAUUGGCUGCACAGUAACGUAGCUAACUAUCAAGACAAGGUUCUAACUACUAAUGAAAACAGUACUGGCAGAGGAAGAUUGUUUUCUAUUGAUGAGGAGUAUCACUUGCCAUCAAAUCGUCACCUGCUUCCAGCAGUGGCAAACACUAGGGGCCGAGGGUGGGUUGAAGAAAAUUUUCCAACUUCUGUGGGGGUAAUGAAAGCAAUGCAAUGA